CAUCAUGCAGAAGGCCAAGAGAUACCUGAAUUUAAGAAUGAAAGAGGGAAUACGCCUCUCCAUGUUGCUGCAUAAAUGGGGAGUGUGACUCUAUGCAAGAGCGUAGUUAAUGAAACUACUGGUCAACUUGGUUUAUCAUUUAUGGAAGCUCGUAAUUUUAAGGGAGAGACUCCGCUUUUCAGGGCAGUACUUAGUGGUAAGAAAGAAGUUUUCAUUUUCCUUCACAAAGUCUACCAGGAGAACAACCUUAGCUACAAUGACCUUUCCUGUCGGAACGUCGAUGAUGACACUAUUCUUCACGUUGCUAUUGCUACAAAAUGUUUUGAUUUGGCAUUAGAAAUAAUUACGUUGUAUCCGAAACUAGUACACUUCGUCAAUAAGAAAGGCUUUUCCCCUCUCCAUGUGCUGGCGAACAAUCCUUCCGCAUUUGAAUUUGAAAGGGCAACCAUGUACGGAUUCGUAGUAACGCACCUUGCUAAAUGCUUUCCCAGGAUCAAAAGUAUGAUAAGAGCAAUUCAGGACCAAGAAAAUGCCGCUAAAGUCAUGAAUGAACUCGUAGAACGUAUUGCAGCGCCAUAUGAACAAGCAGAUCAUGGUGGGACGGACCCCAACAAAACGAUUAGAUCACCUCAGAUGGCAGAGGAUCCAAAGCAAAAAACUCCAAUCAUUGGGAGUACUAGUGAAAAAGGGUCAAUGGCAACGUCAGAGGCACCCAUACUGAUUGCAGCAAAAAAUGGUAUUAUUAAAAUGAUUGAAAAGAUCCUUGAAAUCUUUCCUGAGGCUGUAUAUGAGGUGGAUUCAGAGAAGAAGAAUAUAGUGCUAUUAUCAGUGGAGCAUAAGCAAUCUCGCGUGUACAAACUCUUACUACAGAAGAAGAAGGAGAGAAUAUUAUACAUGAUAAAUGUAAAAGCAUCCCUGCCAAAUGGGUUUCGUUUUAUCCGCAACAACGCGGGCGAAACCCCAGAGGAGGUCUUCACCAAAUCACACAAGGAACUUGUCGGAGAAGGCGGAAAGUGGCUAACCAAAAUUUCCAACAUAGCAUGCCCAGUUGCAACAGGUGUCUUUGUCGCAAUUGCUUUCUCCUCGUCACCCAGCGUGGAUGUCAAACAACUCGACACUAACUCGAUGGAAUCUGCAUUCAAGGAGUUCUCAAUAGCGUCCUUAGUGGCCUCCUGCCUUUCAGUGAUAGCAGUGGCAAUUUUCAUAUCAGUCAUCACAUUGUCUCGCAGUGAAAGGAGUUUUCGCACAGGCCUUAGUACAUUGAGUUUGCUUCUCUUGGGGCUAGCUGCCUAUCACAUAUCUGCGGUGGCUGCUUUGACGUAUUUCGUUGAUGGACGUUUCUUUAUUGGUCCAGAGAGAUGUGAAUUUACCCGUAAAUAUGGAGCCAUUGUUAAUAGCGUAGUUUGUCUAACACUAAUCGCGAUGUCACCAUACAUUUCUGUGUUUGCAGCAUUCAUUUCUGGGCCAGCCCGACCCGACAAGAGAACCAGGCAGUAUGGAAAGACCCGACCCGACACAUUCAGGUCGUGUUAA
Juglans regia (Persian walnut) is the source of this 1533-nucleotide messenger RNA. RefSeq lists its product as uncharacterized. The transcript has 5 exons. Bases 76 to 1533 code for a protein of 485 amino acids. Lineage: Eukaryota; Viridiplantae; Streptophyta; Magnoliopsida; Fagales; Juglandaceae. The record is from RefSeq and is a predicted model, not a curated record.